CAUUAGAAACAGAUGUGAAGUAAAACAGUUCAUGACUAAAUCUUAAUUUAAUAAUGUACACAGGUGUAAACUGUGAGAGAAUUAAUAUCUUAGAAGUGCUAUCCAAUCAGUUAUUUUAAUUGUCAUAUUUGCUGACUAGUGACCCUCGAACAUUACAUAAUUUCUGUCCUAAACGUAUGCAGAGUGCGGCGUGUCUGAAGCUCAAUUGUUCCUGGAAGAAGGACUAACACUUGUAAGUUAAAAUGUGGCUGAGGGUUAUCAGUGGAUGGGUUACUAACCAGCCUAGCUUGUUUGAGGCAUUUGUCUUAAAAUCUGCAUUCUAUUGAACUGUGAACUUUGUAGAAGGUACCCACACAGAGACCCCGAGACACGGAGAUCAGAGUAAGAACAUUUUGUCCUUUCCCAGAGUCACUUUUGCUUACUGAUUUUUAUGAAGGGAAAUGUCACAAGCUUUUUAUGGAGAUCAUUUGUUUGCUUGGUUUUGCGGUUUGCAUUAUUUUAAUUUUAUUGUCCUUACAUUCAUGUAGCAGGAGCGUUAAGGGGCAUUUGACAUUUGUACUAGCUUCUCCAAUGUGUAACUUGGAGUACCAACUUGGACUUUGACAUAUUUCGCAAUGUAAUGAUGUUCAAAAGUCACCCUGAAGUUAAUGAUCAAGUCAGUUUGCCAGGCAAAUUUCUGAACAGCUUAAAUCCAACCCUAUCAUAUAAAAGGGGGCAGAGAACUCAGAAGAGGACAUUGCAGCUCGAGUGCAUGCACCCUAUGCAGCUUUUUAUGCAGUCAUAAGCAGAGCAAAGAUGAAGUUUGAGACCAUCCUCGAGGAAAUCGAUGGGUUUGGGCGUUUCCAAAUCGCCAUCCUCAUCCUGCUGUGCACCUCGCGGAUGGUUCUCCCCUGUCACUUCUUACUAAAUAACUUCAUUGCUGCUGUGCCCCCUCACCACUGUGACAUUAGCACGCUGGAGAAGUCUUCAGAAGAACUCUUCAGAAAUUUAACUCAGGAGCAGAAACUGACUGUCAGCCUUCCUGUACGAGAAGAUGGGGAGCCGAAAUCCUGUGAGAUGUUCGCAGAGCCUCAGUUUCAGCUUUUAUCCAACAACUCCAACCGCACUGACCUGCCCACAGUUUGGUGUCAGAGUGGAUGGGUUUAUGACAAUUCCACCUUCAUUUCCACGCUGGCCACAGAGUGGAACCUUGUCUGUGAUAAAAAGAGCCUGACAAAAACCACAAACACAAUAUUCUUCAUUGGAGUUAUGAUCGGAGCCCUAGCUUUUGGAUUCUUCUGUGAUAAGUAUGGGAGAAAAACCAUGCUUCUGGUCUCUUACAUUUUGUCGAUCGUGUUCGGCUUCUCCAGCGCAUUUGCAAACUCCUACAUACUGUUUGCAGUGCUGAGAUUUUUCACUGGAUUUUCACUGACAGGAAUCAGCAUCAUCUCAAUAGUUCUCACCAUUGAGUGGGCUGACAUAAGUCAUAGGUCAACUAUUGGGGUGAUUGGCAGCCUGGCCUGGUCUGUAGGUUACAUGCUGCUGGCUGGGAUGGCCUUUCUUCUCACUGACUGGCGGACGUUGACCAUGACAGUUACAGCCCCGUUAGGAUUCGCAGUUCUAACCUGGUGGUGGAUUCCUGAAUCUGCUCGCUGGCUUUUAGCAAAUGGUAAAGUGGAAAGGGCCCAGUUUUAUCUUGACAAAUGUGCAAACAUCAACAGAAGACAAAAACUUUCCAGAGAAAAACUAGAGACUCUUUCCAACAUAGAAGUCCAGGAAAACCAGGCAAAAAACUAUACGUACUUCCACCUAGUCAAAACACCGAGAAUGAGAUGGUUAACUUUUUUACUUGGAAUUGUUUGGUAUGGAGUCGCCUCAACAUACUAUGGAAUCAGCUUGAACAUCACUGGGUUUGGUUUGAAUAUGUACCUCACACACUUUAUCUAUGGAGCCAUUGAAGUUCCUGCCAAGCUCACAAUUUAUUGUUUUCUCAACAUCAUUGGACGAAGGAAAUGCCAAUCAGGCACGUUGCUACUGACAGGGAUCUGCAUCGGGAUAAACAUCUUUAUUCCCAAAGAUCUGUGGCACGUGCGUGCCAUUGUUGCCAUACUUGGAAAAGGCCUUUCAGAAGCUUCAUUUACAACCAUCUUCCUCUACACCACUGAGCUUUACCCUACCGUGACCAGGCAGAAUGGUUUGGGCUAUACUAGUUUCGUGAGUCGUCUGGGAGUAUCAAUUGCUCCACUCAUCCUGCUGCUGGAGAAUGUGUGGACUCUUCUUCCUCAGAUCAUCCUCUGCUCUUUAGCCAUUAUUUCUGGCCUAGUGGCUCUGCUUCUUCCAGAAACACUGAAUGUGAAGCUGCCUGAGACAAUUGAUGACAUAGAAAAUCCAAGAAAGAAAGAUGUAUCCAAGGAAUCCUCGCUUAUUUUCCUAGAAGUUAAGUCACAAUUAGGUUAACGAAGAAUGAAUUCAAAAUCAAAAGAGAUUUUGACCAAAAAUGUAAAAAAAGAAAGAAUAAAUGUCAUUUUUUAUAACAUUAAAAAAUUGCACUGACCAAUGUUCAGUUACAAUUUUAUUUGAUCUAAAAGAUGAUGCACUGUAUUAGACUUUAUAUGUGGACCUUUUUCUUUAAAUACCGAGACAGUUCCCCACU
Haplochromis burtoni (Burton's mouthbrooder) is the source of this 2632-nucleotide messenger RNA. RefSeq names its product solute carrier family 22 member 7. The record is from RefSeq and is a predicted model, not a curated record. Gene Ontology annotation, biological process: transmembrane transport. Gene Ontology annotation, cellular component: membrane. Gene Ontology annotation, molecular function: transmembrane transporter activity. Bases 796 to 2436 code for a protein of 546 amino acids. Lineage: Eukaryota; Metazoa; Chordata; Actinopteri; Cichliformes; Cichlidae. The transcript is spliced from 11 exons.